CUGCGUGUGGCAUUUCAUUGAUAUAGCCUACAGCUGGUGGCCACAGGUUCGCCACACGGAGUGAAAAGGCUAAGAAAGUGACGAGGGUAUUGAUGUAGGGGGGGGGUCUUCAAGAAGGCUCGAGAAUUUUUUUUUUUUUUUUUAAUUAUUUUAAAGAGUGUCACACCAAAGACUCACGGAAUACACAGCCAAAAUGCUCUGCCACGUUACUCGUCCGGAUUCGGUGGUGAUGGAAGUGGAAGUUGAUGCGAAGGCGAACGGUGAAGACUGCCUGAAUAAGGUUUGCCGAAAGUUGGGCAUAAUUGAGGUUGACUACUUUGGGCUGCAGUUCACAGGCGGCAAAGGAGAGAACCUGUGGCUGAAUCUGAGGAAUCGCAUAUGCCAGCAGAUGGAUAAUGUGACGCCCUGUCGUCUGAGGCUGCGGGUCAAGUUCUUUGUGGAGCCCCACCUCAUUCUGCAGGAACAGACAAGACACAUUUUCUUCAUGCAUGUCAAGGAGGAUCUCCAUAACGGUCACCUACGUAUGGGCUCAGAACAAGCAGAGGAGCUGAGCGCACUCCUGGCACAGGCCGAGUUUGGCGACUACAACCAAAACACAGCCCAGUACUGGUACUCCGAGCUGUGCGGAGAGGAGCCCAGCACUGCCAUUAUCAACAGUAUCAUAUCCAGACAUAAAGCUCUAGAAGGCUUGAGCCAGGGCUCAGUGGAGUAUCAGGCCCUGCAGCUGGUCUCCUCUCUAGAGCAUUACGGCGUGGAGUGGCACUGGGCCCGUGAUGCAAACAGUCAACGGUUGGCCAUAGGAGUCGGCCCUGAGGGCAUUGCCAUUUGCAAGGAGGACUUCAGCUUAGUCAACAGAAUAAGCUAUCCCAUCAUUCAGAUUGCCACCCAGUCGGGGAAAAGUGUGUACCUGACAGUUACCAAGGACACAAAAGACAGCGUGGUGCUUCUGUUCAAGCUGAUAAGUAACCGAGCAGCCAGUGGUCUGUACCGUGCCAUCACAGAGACCCACGCCUUCUACAGGUGUGACACAGUAACAAAUGCAGUGAUGAUGCAGUACAGUAGAGACUUUAAGGGCCACCUGGCUUCCCUGUUCCUCAAUGAAAACAUCAACCUGGGCAAGAAAUACGUUUUUGAUAUCCGGCGUACUUCCAAGGAAGUGUACGACCACGCCCGUCGCGCACUCUACAACUCCGGCGUCGUGGACCUCGUGUCCCGCUCUGGCAGCGGGGAACGCUCCUCUCCAUCACGCUCCCCAGGAACGGACAACCAGCAGGACGAGGGGCUGGACUGUGGCAGCUGCCAGCAGAGCCGAGCCCUGCAGGAAAGGCUGCAGAAGCUCAGAGAGGCUCUGUUGUGCAUGCUGUGCUGCGAAGAGGAGAUCGAUGCUGCGUUCUGCCCCUGCGGCCAUAUGGUGUGUUGCCAGACCUGCGCAAAUCAGCUUCAGUUGUGUCCUGUGUGUCGGUCAGAGGUGGAGCACGUGCAGCACAUUUACCUGCCCACCUGCACCAGCCUGCUGAACCUGACGCUGACAGACAACCGCCAACACCUGAGCAGCAUCCCACCGCCCAUCCACAGGGACAUGGCCGCUCCUCACAGCUGCUCCGCCACUGAGUACGAACAUAAGAUCUACCACACAUAAAGACAACUGCAUUAAACCCACCAAACUCCAUUAUGAACACUUUAAAGCUAUACCAGCCAGAUUUUGUUUUCAUAAAGAUGGAACAUUUCUCGUCCCUCUGUGUUUCCUGCCUGGAACGCCAAACACAUAGAAACUCUGAGCAUAAUCAAAGAUCAACACACUCAAACCACUCCCUCAAUGUGCGUGCGUGCGUGUGUGUAUAACACGUGCGUGUGUGUUAAUAUUAUUUCUCCUGUCACGUCGGACUGUCAGUUCCUCUGGUUGCUUCUUAAUGUUGUUUCAGUUUGUUGCAUAUUAUUCUCACCAAAUAUGUUUGUUUUUAAACAUCGUCCCCUGCUGCAACAGGAUUUUUAGAUUAGACUCCUAUUGUCCUUGUUAAUUAAAUUAUUGCAUCAGUUGACCUGAUACAGAAUAGAAACAUUCUUUUGUUUUGUGAAUUAUGUUUUUGAAAUUGUUGUCUUGGUUGUUUUUUCUUUGGUCCAUAUCAGGCUCCGAGCCCCAGAACCCGAACCAUAUGAUGAACUUGUGUGUUUUACAAGCGCUAAACACUGUACAUAAUGGUUGGUUGUUUUUCUUUUUCCAUUUUUAAAGUUUCCUGACAUUUUAAAUCUGUUUGAUUUGAGAACUGAAUUUUAUGGUGUAACAGUGUGAAAUGAAUUUUUUUUUUUUUUAUAUAUAUACACCUUAUUUCUUAUUUGUUCAUGUUCCAUGUUUUCCAUGCCAAGAAGGAUGUAUUUAGAGGCUAAGUAGCACUGCUGUGGAUAAUUGGACACAGCAGGUGAUACGACCGCCAUGGUCUUGUUCUUCUAAUCUCGGGGUCAAAUGGGGGUCUUGAAGGUUCUUUUGGCUCACCAGAACUGUAUCUUGCUGACACUCCCCCAACCUCUCUCACCUCAAAACGGGUCCUGAUGAUUAACUGCCACCUUGUCUAAAACCCCAAGCCUGGUCUCAUAGACUGCUGCACCUUUUUUAUGUGUUACCAUGCCAACAGAAAGGUAGAAAUUAGGAGCACUUAAAGGCUCUUCUUACUAGAUACAGAACCAUGAGUAUUUAUGUGGAAAUAGGAAUUUGUCCAGUAGCAGCCACUUCCUCUGAAAACCUCAGCUAUCUUAUUUCUUCUCUGGGUGUACUUGUGAGUUCCUUUUUGAUAUUUUUAAAGGGUACUAGGAGAUCUGCCUGUGCAAUACUUGCUUGCUUUUUGAAAAGCUUCUCAUUUUCAAGUUUUAUUUAAUUUCAAAGACUGUAUUUAAAAACAAAGCAAAACUACAUUGUCACUUUACCAUGGAAGUUUUCCAUAUGGCUAUUGGGGGUUUGGCCUUAAUGUAGCAGCAACACUGUGUUUAUUAUAAACUUUCCAUAGACUUUUUUUCUGGCAAGAAAAAGAAAACUUAGUUUCUUUUAAUGUUGACUCGAUUAAGCUCAGUCACUGCAGGGGAAGGACUUUUUUUAUUUUUCAAGUUGUACAAGUAGCAAUUUGUUUCUGUUUUCUGAAGCAAAAGCCACUAUGCUCUGUAAAAUAACUUAGAAUUGAAUCCUUUUUAUAUAAUCUGCUUUUAAAAAAAGAGCAAGUAUUAAUAAAGUUGUUUUUAA
Molecule: messenger RNA, 3229 nt
Organism: Xiphias gladius (swordfish)
Lineage: Eukaryota; Metazoa; Chordata; Actinopteri; Istiophoriformes; Xiphiidae
Gene: mylipa
Product: myosin regulatory light chain interacting protein a
Exons: 7
Coding region: 194-1639 (481 amino acids)
Biological process (GO): ubiquitin-dependent protein catabolic process
Cellular component (GO): cytoskeleton
Molecular function (GO): ubiquitin-protein transferase activity
Source: RefSeq, a predicted model, not a curated record